AUUAGCCUCGGCGAUCACUCGAAAGAGGCGCCUUCGACUAGCCCCCGAGUUAUGAGGUUACGAUCGUUGACACGGACGCAGAUUGAUAUCGAAAUGAACCUUCGUGGUCCUUGCUAAUGAUGUUGUCGAAUACGAGAAAUCGUCGCCGAGUUCUUUCGUACGCGUUCGUCUCGUUGCAUUUACUCGCUAUUCGAGAUUCACCAAGCUACGUGAAAAAUCACACGCGUGCAUAUGAUUCAUAAAAUAUAUUGUACUAGGUUUGACCGUUUCAGGGUCACAUAUAGUAUCACGUGUACUUGGAGAUGUUAGAAGUUGGCUUGAGGGUAGUUCGUGGACAGGAUUGGAAGUGGGAUGACCAAGAUGGUGGAGAAGGUCAUGCAGGAACAGUCGUAGAAAUUGGCAAACCUCCCUCUUUUGGCAACUCUGCUUCCAGUCCAAAUCCAUCAGAUAGGACACCAGAUAAAACUGUCAUUGUUCAAUGGGACCAUGGAUCCAGAAGCAAUUAUAGAAUUGGAUACCAGGGAGCUUAUGACCUUUUGGUAUUCGAUAAUGCAGCCACAGGAGUUAAGCAUGCAAAUAUCAUAUGUGAUGGAUGUAAAAGACAUGGGAUAAUUGGUAUUAGAUGGAAAUGCAUGCAAUGUUGUGACUAUGAUUUAUGUACUCAGUGCUACAUGGCUGAAGUACAUGAUCUGAGCCAUUGUUUUGAAAGAUAUCAAACAGCCAACUCCGUGGGAGUUCAAUUGAAUCCCAGAGAAGGCUGCACCAAGAUUCCUUUAAAAGGAAUAUUUAUAGGGGCCAAAGUUAUUCGCGGUCCUGAUUGGGAAUGGGGAAAUCAAGAUGGAGGAAGAGGAAAAACUGGCAGAGUCAUGGAUAUACGUGGAUGGGAUAACGAAAGUAGUCGUUCAGUGGCCACUGUAUCAUGGUCUAAAGGCAGCACAAACGUUUACCGACUCGGGUACAAGGGUUGCGUAGAUUUAUGUUAUGUGGAGGAAGCUAUGGCUGGCACAUACUAUAAGGAGCACCUCCCACUCCUUGGACAACCGAUAAUGACUGUACCGGACAACGGAGCCAACGUAACCCCGACAAGGAAUGGUGUUCCUUUUGCUGUAUCUAGUCCACGCCACUCAACUUUCAACGUUGGGGACAAAAUAAAAGUAUUGGUUGCAGUAGAGACACUCAAAGAGAUGCAAGAAGGUCACGGUGGUUGGAAUCCACGCAUGGCCGAAUAUAUAGGAAAGAUUGGCAGAGUUCACCGUAUCACAGAUAAGGGAGAUAUACGUGUACAAUUUGAGGGGUGCAACAACAGAUGGACGUUUCACCCGGGCGCAUUAACAAAAGUCACCAGCAAAGACAGUUUUUCUUUAGGCGACAUAGUUAGAGUGAAAACCGACUUAUCCGCGGUUAAACUCUAUCAACGAGGUCAUGGAGAAUGGAUAGACGUGAUGAAAAAUGCUCUAGGAAAAACCGGAAAAGUAAUCAAAAUAUAUUCUGACGGAGAUUUAAGAGUAGCUUUAGAUGGUCAUACAUGGACGUUCAAUCCUUUAAGCGUCACAUCCGUUCCUCCUGGAACUGAAACUGUUGCUCUACAGGAUGAAGCAAAUAGAAGUCGAGAUUGGACAACUGAAGGUGUGGACACAGAGGUUGAAAAAUUAUUAAGAGAUGCAGCCAGAGGUGAGGCUGGAGUCUCUGCAGUUCAAGAAUUUCUCAAAAAGUAUCCUGGUAGAGUAGAUGCGAGAGCUGGCGGCCCAGGAGGUGGUAAAAAGACCUGUCUUCAAGUGGCGGCUCAUCAAGGACAAAAAGAUCUCUGUAUUCUUCUCCUGGAUGCUGGAGCUUCUUUACGAGCUGUAGACGAGGACGGAGACACGCCUCUUCACUAUGCUGCUUUUGGCAAUCAACCGGAAAUAAUGGAGCUACUUCUAUCACGUGGCGCAGCAAUUAACGCUGUGAACAAUGGGAAAUGUAGCGCGCUGCACGUUGCCGUGAACAAACAACACGCUCAGUGUGUUAAAGUAUUAUUACGUCACCAUUGCGACGUUAAUCUGCAAGACUCGUACGGAGACACAGCAUUGCACGAUGCCAUCGGGAAAGAUGCUCUGGAUAUAAUCGAUGCUCUUUGUUCGUGCGAUAGGGUGGAUUUCACCUUGAGAAACAAACGAGGCUUCAAUGUGUUACAUCAUGCUGCCUUGAAGGGUAAUGCUCAUGCAACAGAAAGAUUAGUGGCACGAGCAAGACAUCUUGUAGAUGUUAAAAAAGAAGAUGGUUUUGCGGCAUUGCAUCUUGCAGCUUUGAACGGCCAUAAAGACGUAGCCGCCAUGCUUCUUUCUCCGACUGGUGGAAAUGCGAAAGUAGAUUUGCGGAACAAUCGCCGACAGACCCCUUUGCAUCUUGCCACUUCGCAAGGACAUUGGGCUUUAGUGGAGUUUCUUGUACAUCAUAAUGCUGACAUUGCUAGCACGGAUGCAGAUGGAGAUACGGUGCUACAUAUUGCUAUAGUGAAGAGUCCCAAUCAGAGUAACGUGGUUCCUACGCCUGAAAGUUGUCGGGAUUCUCCCCUUAUCUACGCGAUAUGGCAAAAUUUGGCUCGCCAAGGCGCGAAGACAGAACUCACGUUAGCUUGUUUCCUAGUAAGUGUGGACAGGAGUUGUACACUACUGAAACAUGUGAAGAAUUCAAAGAACAAGACGCCAUUGGAUCUUCUCGAAGCUGAUUCCCAAUUAGCCCCGCAUACCGACUUGCUACGGUGUUACCAAUACCAAAGUCAGAGUACUCAAUUAGAAAUAGAAAAUAAUCCUGCUUCUCAGCCUUCCAUAUAUCAGAUAGACACAGCGUUACAAUCGGAAGUCGUGCGUGGAACGAGAAAAUGUAUUCCAGGUUCUGGUGACGCUUCUGAAUGUCACAGUUGCUUAGGUAUAGUGACAAACGCGAUGAAAGAUGGAAAUAGAUUUAAUCCGGGCAGCAGUGUUGUUAUCAAUUGUGCACAAUGUGGUCAUGGAAUUGCCAAAACGAAAGCUAAUCAAGAUGGUCAAGCAACGGGAGAUAUUCCUUUAACGAAACAGGAAGAGAAUGUGAAAGAUAAUGUAUUGGAUGAGAGGAAGAAGGAAGAGGAUCAUCAGGGUAAGGAAAGAGAGAAAGAUAAGGAUUUAGAACGUUUGCGUUAUUUGGAAACAAGAGUGGCCGAUCUGGAGGAAGCUAAUAUGUGUAGCAUUUGCAUGGAACGCCGUCGAAAUGUCGCCUUCUUAUGUGGUCAUGGGGCCUGCGAGCAUUGCGCUGCUCCUUUGAAAACCUGUCACAUGUGUCGCAAAGUUAUUACGAAAAAGAUUAAUUUGUAUUAG
Molecule: messenger RNA, 3332 nt
Organism: Bombus impatiens (common eastern bumble bee)
Lineage: Eukaryota; Metazoa; Arthropoda; Insecta; Hymenoptera; Apidae
Gene: mib2
Product: E3 ubiquitin-protein ligase MIB2
Exons: 11
Coding region: 303-3332 (1009 amino acids)
Biological process (GO): protein ubiquitination
Cellular component (GO): cytoplasm
Molecular function (GO): zinc ion binding; ubiquitin-protein transferase activity; protein binding
Source: RefSeq, a predicted model, not a curated record